AUAUCGCAUAAUAUUAAGGAAAUUAACCGUGAUAAUUAAAGAGUUGCGUAAUAUGGAUUGUAUUUUAUUUACUUCCUUCUAAUUUGAACACUAAGCACUAAUAACUCUGGCAACUGAGUACAUAUUAUUGAAGACGUCAUUUUGAUAGUCAGAAAGUAAACAAAUAUUACUGACAAUGUAAACAAACAACAAAUAAUAGUGUCUUAAUUUCACGUUAAUUUCUUUAGAAAUACUCUAAGACAACCGUUGAAUGCGCGCAUAAUGGAUUUCACUGAACAGAAGCGCUGUUUUUUGCACCUACUCGACACCUCCUACAUUAAAAAAUUCAUGAAAAACGACUGCUGUGGGGUGCUGUGCGACAGAUACCAUCUUGUAAUUACAUUUCAGUACUUUAUCAGGGCCAAAUUCCAAGAAAACGACUACACUGUUCAAAACUUCCUGCUUGCCUUGAGCAUCAGUCAUGACUUAUACGACGAAUCCAAGUACUUAAAGCAUAUUAUAAUGACCCAUUAUCUAUUGGCCAGCAAAGGGAAGGCAACAAAAAAGUCCUUCACUUGGGCCAAGAUGCUCCUGUUCCAAAGAAUGAAAUUUAAGGGGCUCGUGGACAAGAACAUUUGCCGGAAACUGUGCCAAAUUAUACAGCACAAGGGGUUCUAUAAGCACAGAAAGGAGUUGCAUACAGGGAUCAUAAGGGUGCAGGAUUAUUGCAAAAGGUGUAAACUGCCUGUUAAGGGAGAGGACAAGGAGCCCGAGGACGUUCCUCAUGGUACUGAACCCAAAAGGUUCAAAAGGGCCAGCUCAGAUGGUGCCAGUGAACCAUUUUGUUCUGAGGGAGGUUCAGACUGCAUUUCUGACCUUUCCGGAAGUUUUGUCGAAUAAGUCGUUACACUUUUUAACUUUAAGAAGAAUUUUGUUAUUUUUGUUUUGUUAAAGUAUUACCUGAAAUGUAGUAUUAGGCUACUGCUGUUCCAUAAAGAAGGAAAAGCCUUUUUUGUAAUAUUAUUCUUAUAUAAACGAUUUUUGCAGAAAAA
Anthonomus grandis grandis is the source of this 1031-nucleotide messenger RNA. RefSeq names its product speedy protein A-like. Gene Ontology annotation, molecular function: protein kinase binding. Gene Ontology annotation, biological process: positive regulation of cyclin-dependent protein serine/threonine kinase activity. The transcript has 4 exons. Lineage: Eukaryota; Metazoa; Arthropoda; Insecta; Coleoptera; Curculionidae. The coding region runs from base 262 to 879 and encodes 205 amino acids. The record is from RefSeq and is a predicted model, not a curated record.